Messenger RNA from Struthio camelus australis, 1935 nucleotides. NCBI's taxonomy places the organism in Eukaryota, Metazoa, Chordata, Aves, Struthioniformes, Struthionidae. The record is from RefSeq and is a predicted model, not a curated record.
AAAGUGGAAUAUGAUAAGCUUGCUAACGAAAAGACAGAAAUGCAGCGCCAUUAUGUUAUGUACUAUGAAAUGUCAUAUGGCUUGAAUAUUGAAAUGCACAAACAGACAGAAAUUGCUAAAAGACUGAAUACAAUUUUAGCUCAGAUCAUGCCUUUUCUGUCACAAGAGCGAGACUCAAGUGCAAAUAAUUCUGUCUCGCCCUCGGAAAGCCUGAGAGCCAGUGAGAAACACCGGAGCUCCACAGACUACGGCAUCGACUCCAAAAAGCGGAAAGCAGAGGAGAAGGACAACAUGAGCCGAUAUGACAGCGAUGGUGACAAAAGCGAUGACCUGGUUGUGGAUGUCUCCAACGAGAAUGACAAAUCAUCGACACCCGGGCUCAAGUCGAACACUCCCACGCCGAGGAACGACGCUCCGACCCCGGGGACGAGUACGACUCCGGGCCUCCCGCCGAGGCCCGGGCAGGCCACAGGCAUGGCCGCCUCGGCCCUGAGGACGCCCAUCUCCAUCGGGGGCUCGUACGCUGCUCCCUUCGCCAUGAUGGGGCACCACGAGAUGAACGGCUCCCUGACCAGCCCCGGCGCCUAUGCCGGGCUCCACAACAUCCCUCCGCAGAUGAGCGCUGCCGCCGCCGCCGCCGCUGCCUACGGCCGGUCGCCAAUGGUGAGCUUUGGCUUUGGAGCUGUACGUAGCUCUUUUAGCUCCUUUUCUCGCUCACGUGCUGCCCUGUCCUUAUGCCGCCCUUGCAGCAACCCUCUCUCCGUGGGGCUGAUGCCUCCUUUGCCCUCCCUCGGCAGAGCCUACUCGUUCCACGUGAGCGCCGACGGGCAGAUGCAGCCGGUGCCCUUUCCCCACGAUGCCCUCGCGGGCCCCGGCAUCCCCCGGCACGCCCGUCAGAUCAACACGCUGAGCCACGGCGAGGUGGUGUGCGCCGUGACCAUCAGCAACCCCACCAGGCACGUCUACACCGGGGGCAAAGGAUGCGUGAAGAUCUGGGACAUCAGCCAGCCGGGCAGCAAGAGCCCCAUCUCACAGCUGGACUGCCUGAACAGGGAUAACUACAUCCGCUCCUGCAAGCUCCUGCCCGAUGGCCGCACGCUGAUCGUGGGAGGGGAGGCCAGCACGCUCACCAUCUGGGACCUGGCGUCCCCCACGCCCCGCAUCAAGGCCGAGCUGACCUCCUCCGCCCCGGCCUGCUACGCGCUGGCCAUCAGCCCCGACGCCAAGGUCUGCUUCUCCUGCUGCAGCGACGGCAACAUCGCCGUGUGGGAUCUGCACAACCAAACGCUCGUCAGGCAAUUUCAAGGGCACACGGAUGGUGCCAGCUGCAUAGAUAUCUCUCAUGACGGUACGAAGUUGUGGACGGGUGGUCUGGACAACACGGUGCGUUCCUGGGACCUGCGGGAAGGCAGGCAGCUGCAGCAGCAUGACUUUACGUCCCAGAUCUUCUCACUGGGAUACUGCCCGACAGGCGAGUGGCUGGCGGUGGGGAUGGAGAGCAGUAACGUGGAAGUGUUGCACCACACUAAACCCGACAAAUACCAGCUGCAUCUCCAUGAGAGCUGUGUCCUUUCACUGAAAUUUGCCUACUGUGGUAAGUUCCUGCAGCACUGAAAGACACUGUGCUCCCCUUGUGCUCCCCUGACUUGGCCUACAGUCAGACCUCUGCGUAAGACCUUGAGCAAGGACUGCAGCCAGCUCUGCAGCAAGGUACCAUGCAUGGUACGGUCAAGGCCAUAGCAAUGGGCAGGAUUUGUCCUGCAAAUGAUGGAAUUGGGGAUUAUCCCUAUAAAACCAUCCUGCUGCUCCACCUAAUUGAGGUUGUGAAUUGCCAAACAGCAUCGCAGUGGGGAGAGGGGAACCAAAGCCCUGCCGGCGUGCAGAUGCAGCAGUAGGAGGGGGAGCGUGGGAUGCUUCUCCGCAGGAAAGGGGCUG